Messenger RNA from Nerophis lumbriciformis (worm pipefish), 1476 nucleotides. The record is from RefSeq and is a predicted model, not a curated record. Lineage: Eukaryota; Metazoa; Chordata; Actinopteri; Syngnathiformes; Syngnathidae.
AUGGCUUCUGAGAACUUUGCUAAAGAGCACAUUGCUGAUUUGACAAACAAAGCUAUACAGGAAUAUGAAGGCUUGCAAAUGAGGCAUGAAGCAGCAACUAAGGAGUGUAAGAUACUGGAAGAGGAACGAGAUGAGGCCAUUAAGAGACUCACUGAAUUUCAACAAGUAUCUGCAAUGGUCAUUGAAGAGGUCAAUGCCAUCCAGGAGAACCUGGAGGUUGAGAGAACGUGCAGAGAAAGCGCUGAAGCCCUGGCCUCCAAGUUGAACCAUCAGAACCGCUCCCUGAAACGGAAAAGCAUGAUGUUGCUGUCCUACCUCAGCCCGGAAACCAUUAGUGGGAUAAACAUUGAGGAUGAAGAUGAAGGUGACGAGCUAAUGGCUGCCAACUGCUUGUCAACCACGUGCCAGACCAAAAUCUCAGACCUGCAAAGUAAAUUGCAGUUGACACAGAGGGAGAAAGAUCAAGUAGGUCAUGAUCUUGCAAGGCUGACAGAACAACUAGAGGAAACACGGCAAGAACUGCUGAAGGAAAAACACGAGAACACCAAUUUAACGGCUGAGACAGUACAGCAAAAGAAGCUACUGAAAAAAUAUAACAGAGUGUCUCAAUUUGCUGUUGAGGAAUACAAAGUCUUGCAAGAUACUUUGAACCUGGAGCGGGAUCUGAGAGAGGGAGCAGAGAACUUUGCCAGAGCAAUGGUCGUUGAGCAAAAGAUGCUGAAGAGACAGAGCCAUAUCCUGAUGCAGACCUCCUCCCCAAGCCACGCAUUACAGGAGGCGCUCAGCCAGGUUACAUUACUGACCAAGGAUUUGGAAACCAUGAGGCAGGAGCACCAGAGCCAGAUAAAGCAACUGGAGGACAAAUUGAGUAGUUGUGAGACACUAAAGGAGCUGACAGCCUUGAGGUGUAAACUUGAGCUUGUGGAGGAGGAGAAGAGGGAUUUCAGUGACAAGUGCUCCAAGGCCCAAGCGGAGGUCAAGGAUCUGAGGUUUACAGUUGAGGAACUUCAAAAGAGACUACAGAGAGCUACCAACCCUGCACAUCCUCCUGGACCACCAUGCCCACCGCCACCCCCUCCACCACCUCCUCCAACCCUUGCAGCAGCCUUAAACCCACUCAGCUCCCUGCUGUCAUUGAUCAGAAAGAGACAAAACAGCAGUGACAUUCCACUCGUGGUCACCAAUUCUGACAAGAAGCCAGAAAUGGAUGUCAGACAACAAGCUGUCGAGGAAAUGAUGAAUAGGAUCAAGAAAGGUGUUCAGCUUCGGCCUGUCGGUCAGAGACAUAACAGGAGUCAGCAGACAGGGAGGAUGCCUGCUCAAUCAGCCUUCCAGGAACUUAAAGCAAUCAUGGGAAAUUUUGACAGAACUGCUUCCCAAGAAAAAACAACACCUUCAUCAACAUCCCAAGAUGACGAACUAAAGAAAAUCCUGCUGAAACGGCGUGAUGUUCUGGAAGCAUCUAAAACAUCUUAA